CAAAGCAGAAUAAGAUGGAUACUCACAGAUCCUGAUGCUGGAAACUUAAAAGCACUUUCCUUCGCUUUCUAAUAUAUUUUGGAUGCGGACGGCCUGGGACCUCGUGGACAGACACGUAAGCUGAUUCAGAACAAACCCGCUCUAGACACURCGGAUUAUCGGCUCGAUCCCGGCCAUGGCGAAUCCGCCCCAGAGCCUGGAACGCAGCGCGCUGGUGCUGCUGUGUAUUUUCCUGGGGACGCUGCGGGAAUCUGGAGCCGGACACGUCCGAUACUCUGUGCUAGAAGAGGUGGACAAAGGCUUCUUCGUGGGCAACAUCUCCAAGGACCUAGGGUUGGAGCCCCGGGAGCUGACCGACCGCGGAGUCCGCAUCAUCUCCCGGGAGAAGACGCAGCUUUUCGCUCUGAAUCCGCGAGGUGGCAGCUUGAUCACCGCGGGUAGGAUAGACCGGGAGGAGCUCUGUGAAACGGUUUCCUCCUGCUUUUUAAAUAUGGAGAUUCUUGUGGAGGACACYCUGAAGAUUUAUGGAGUGGAGGUAGAAAUAAUGGAUGUUAAUGAUAAUGCUCCCAGCUUCCGGGAAGAGGAAAUAGAGAUAAAAGUCAGUGAGCACGCAGCUCCUGGAUCGAGAUUUCCUCUACCUAACGCUAGGGAUCCAGAUGUGGGAGCGAACUCUCUCCAGAGCUACCAACUCAGCCCUAAUAGUUACUUUUCCUUGCAAAUGAGAGGCGGAACUGAUGGGGCCAAGAAUCCAGAGCUAGUGCUGGAGCGAGGUCUGGACCGGGAGAAAGAGGCGGCUCACCUCCUCCUCCUCACAGCCUUAGAUGGAGGCGAUCCCAUCCGCAAGGGCUCAGUUCCCAUUCGCGUGGUGGUCCUGGAUGUAAAUGACCACAUCCCAAAGUUUACACAGUCUGUGUAUAGAGUGAGUGUUCCUGAAAACCUCAGCUCUGGAACUCGAGUGCUCGUGGUAAAUGCAACGGAUCCAGAUGAGGGUCUCAACGGGGAAGUGAUGUAUUCGUUCCAGAAUACAGAAAGCAAAGCUUCUGAAAUAUUCCAGUUGAAUUCUCAAACUGGCGAAGUUCUAGUACAGGGGCCUCUGGAUUUUGAAAAAUAUAGGUUCUAUGAGAUGGAAAUUCAAGGCCAAGAUGGUGGCGGUCUCUCGACCACUGCUAAGAUGUUCGUUACAGUUUUGGAUGUGAAUGAUAAUGCUCCAGAAAUAACUAUCACCUCUUCUAUUGAUUCAGUGUUGGAAAAUUYGCCUCCAGGUACAGUAAUUGCUCUUCUAAAUGUGCAAGAUCGAGAUUCUGGAGAAAAUGGUCAGGUCUCCUGUUUCAUUCCUAACAAUCUCCCUUUUAAGUUAGAAAAAACUUAUGGAAAUUAUUACAAGUUAAUAACAAACAGCGAGCUGGACAGAGAGCAAGUCCAGAGCUAUAACAUAACAUUGUCAGCCAAAGACCAAGGAAGUCCAUCCCUAUCUACAGAAAUUCACCUCUUACUGAAUGUGGGAGACAAGAACGAUAACCCUCCAGUCUUCACUCACUCUUCUUACUCUACCUAUGUUUCUGAAAACAAUCCUAGAGGAUCCUCCAUUUUCUCAGUGACCGCUCUUGACCCAGAUAGCAAAGAGAAUGCCCAGGUCACUUAUUCUGUCACAGAAGACAUGAUCCAAGGGGCACCUCAGUCCUCCUAUGUAUCUAUCAACUCGGAUACUGGGGUGCUGUAUGCAUUGCGCUCUUUUGACUAUGAGCAGUUCCAAAACCUACAACUGAGAGUGACUGCAUGUGAUAGCGGGGACCCACCACUCAGCAGCAAUGUGUCAGUGAAUCUGUUCAUACUGGACCAGAAUGACAACAUUCCUGAGAUCUUGUAUCCCAUCCUCCCCACUGAUGGUUCCACUGGGGUGGAGCUAGCACCCCGAUCUGCAGAGCCUGGAUACCUGGUGACCAAAGUGGUGGCAGUGGAUAGAGACUCAGGACAGAAUGCCUGGCUGUCCUACCGCCUGCUCAAAACCAGCGAGCCUGGGCUCUUCACGGUGGGGCUGCACACAGGUGAGGUGCGCACUGCCCGGAACCUACUGGAAAAAGAUGCACUCAAGCAGAGCCUCGUGGUGGCCGUCCAGGACCAUGGUCAACCUCCCCUCUCAGCCACUGUGACGCUCACAGUGGCAGUGGCUGACAGUAUCCCAGAAGUCCUGGCCGACUUGGGCAGUCUGGAGUCUUCCACCAACCCAGAUGAAUCAGGCCUCACACUCUACCUAGUUGUGGCCAUCACAGCGGUCUCCUGCAUCUUCCUCAUCUUUGUCAUUGCGUUGCUGGCACUCAGACUGAGGCACUGGCAUUCCUCACGUUUGCUCCAGGGAGCAGGCAGCGGGUUAGGGGGCACSCCCGCCUCUCACUUUGUGGGUGUAGAGGGGGUGCAUGCUUUCCUACAGACCUAUUCCCAUGAGGURUCCCUCACUGCUGACUCUCGGAAGAGCCACCUGAUCUUCCCGCAGCCCAACUAUGCAGACACGCUCAUCAGCCAGGAGAGCUGUGAGAAAAGCGAGCCUCUCUUGAUAGCUGAAGACUCAGCUACUGUUUUAGGCAAACAUGACCCAACAAACAAUCAGCAAGCCCCACCCAACACGGACUGGCGUUUCUCUCAGGCCCAGAGACCCGGCACCAGCGGCUCCCAAAAUGGUGAUGAAACUGGCACCUGGCCCAACAACCAAUUUGACACAGAGAUGCUGCAAGCCAUGAUCUUGGCCUCCGCCAGCGAAGCUGCUGAUGGGAGCUCCACCCUGGGAGGAGGUGCUGGCACCAUGGGCUUGAGUGCCCGCUAUGGACCCCAGUUCACCCUGCAGCAUGUGCCCGACUACCGCCAGAACGUCUACAUCCCUGGCAGCAAUGCCACACUCACCAAUGCACCUGGCAAGAGGGAUGGCAAGACCCCAGCAGGUGGCAAUGGAAACAAGAAGAAGUCGGGCAAGAAGGAGAAGAAGUAACGUGGAGGCCAGGCCUAGAGCCUUAUAGGACAGCCUCCUUCCCCAACCAACCCAGCUUCUCCUUACCUGUACCCACAUCUCAGAAUUUCAGGGCUCACCCCCAGGAUACUGGCAGGGGCUAAGGCCAUGCUCCCCUUGGGAAACAGAAACAAGUGCCCAGUUAAUACCCCCUCUCUCUGCCCCCAAGGGGUUGAAUAUGCAAAGGGAGUUCUGCUGGGAACCCCCAUCCAAUCAAUUUGCUGUACCCACGGGGGUAAUGGGGUUAGUGUAGACACCAAGAAUCAUUGUCACACACCCUUUCUUACAGCUGGACUCCUCCAUCUUCCAAAUCAGUCAGGCCCAUCCAUCCCCUGCUUCCCUCCACCCCACCUCAUCCUGCUCCUUCAAAGUUCCUCUCUUGAGUAAGGUGGUUGGGGUACUGAGGUACCACAUGAUCUAAGAAGGGUCAUAGUUCUAUAGAGUUGGGAAGGCAUCAUGACCUCUUGGUCUCUUCUUCAGUUCUCAAUCUUCCCCCAAAGCAUGGUAUUGUGAGAGUCCUUUUACCUCUCUAGAUCCUAAGACCAAUGUUCAAGUUUUGGGGGACACCAUACUGUCAGCAUCCCUGUGGUACUGAUGAUGCUUGCCAGAUUUAGGGAAGGCAUUUUGCUACCAAGCCUCUUCCCCAGGCCCUGGGGACCAGUCUUUUGUUUUUCAUUGUUCGAUGUUCCCACUGCAUGCUGUGAUUUUUCCCCACCUCUCCUCAAACAAGAGACUCCAUUGCAUGUUCUGAGACAGUAGGGGAUGGUAAGCUAAAGAAGGGAAGUUUGUGUAUAUGGAUGGGGAGAGGAUGGACAAAGCUUGGCCCAUCAGUUUACAGGGUCAUAAAGGAGGCUCUGUAUGUCCCCCAGAAUACUGGCCAGAUCUCCAAAUUCCAGCCAUAAACCAAGCACCAGGUUGGACCCUUAGCCCCCCCCCCCCCAUAUAGGGUUCAGCCCGGGGCGGCUUUGGGCUGAGCUAUCAGGACCAAUGAAUUUAAAUGGGCAUUUCAGUUUAAGGAAGCUCUGAUUGGGUUUAGGAGUAGGUCCCCUGGAGAGGUCAGAGGGGCCUCUGUGGGUGCUGGGUACUCCAGAGGAGCCACUGUGGAACCCUGAUAGGAAGGGAAGCCCAGCAAGGCCAUUCUUAGUUCCUGGGUUGGGAGGCAAAGAACUACAGCAGGAACCAAGUAGAUAGGCGGGGCUUUUCUACAGGGUCCCUGUACUACUCAAAACGUAGGUCCUUCAUCUUGCCAGGUGCCAUUUCUUCUCUGUGAAGGCCACUGUCCAGGCCCUCAGCCCACCCCUUAGUGGCCAGAGCCUGGUUAAAGUCCCCCAGUGCCUCCUUGAGCAAAGACCUUCCUCUGCCCACCCACUUCUGCCCCGCGGUCCGGUUCAUCCAGCCCGGCUGCAAGAGAACCCCACCCCAGCCCUUAAAAGUAGUGUAGAGCCCCCUCCCUCGGCUGGUGUAGAAUAGCCAAUAGUGUAUGUAGUGYGGUGUGCUUUUCCGUGAUGGCGAGUGGGCAGCGGGCGGUGGGCUGCGCGCAGCCGUCUGUCCUUGAAUCUGCCUKCGGCGGCCCGUGCUGUGUUUUGUGCUGUGUCCACGCGCUGCGGCGACCCCCUCCCCCGUACUGACUCCUUCUAUAAGCGCUUCUCUUUCGCAUAGUCACGUAGCUCCUACCCACCCUCUUCCUGUAUCUCACGCAAGUUUUAUACUCUAAUAUUUAUAUGGCUUUUUUUCUUCGAAAAAAUAAUA
Molecule: messenger RNA, 4747 nt
Organism: Urocitellus parryii (Arctic ground squirrel)
Lineage: Eukaryota; Metazoa; Chordata; Mammalia; Rodentia; Sciuridae
Product: protocadherin gamma-C3
Biological process (GO): homophilic cell-cell adhesion
Cellular component (GO): plasma membrane
Molecular function (GO): calcium ion binding
Source: RefSeq, a predicted model, not a curated record